AAGGAGGAAUGCACAAAUAAUACACAUUAGAAAAAAUGUCCAAGGAAAAUGGCAUUGCUAAUGGCAAUGGAAACUGCAAGCAUUUGCAUAUAGCUAUGUGUCCAUGGUAUGCUUUCGGUCACAUUACUUCUUUUCUCCACUUAGCCAACAAACUUGCUGAGAAGGGUCACAAAAUCUCGUUCUUCCUCCCAACCAACACCAAACACAGAUUUGCCUCUCACAACCACCACCCGAACCUCAUCACUUUGAUUCCUCUCACAGUCCCAGCUGUUGAUGGAUUGCCUGUUGGAGCUGAAACAACUGCGGAUGUGCCUGCCUCUUCUCGGCCCCUCAUUAUGGCUGCCAUGGACCAAACUCAGGAUACAAUUGAGUUUUAUCUCUCUAGUCUUAAGCCUGAUUUUAUCUUCUUUGACUUCACUGAAUGGGUGCCUAAAUUAGCCCGAAAACAUCAGGUUAAGUCUCUGUUUUAUUCCACAGUGUACCUAGUGACAGUUGCUUACUUGCUCCCUCAGCCAAGGAAUCUGCCUAUCAACUCUUUCUCAGAAGACGAAAUGAAGAAGCCCCCACCAGGAUUUCCUUUACCUUCUGUAAGGCUGCGAGCCCAUGAAGCACACAGUCUGGCUGGAGCAUCUGAAGCCGAGUUUGGAGGCAGUGGGCUAUCAUUGUUGGAAAGAGUAUCGGUAGCUUUCCAACAGUGUGAUGCUGUUUGUAUCAAGACUUGCAGAGAGAUGGAAGGGCCUUAUUGUGACUUUGUACAGAAGAAUUAUCGCAAGCCUGUGCUUCUCGCUGGACCAGUAGUGCCAGAAUUGCCAGCUGGUCAGCUUGAUGAGUACUUUGACAAUUGGUUGAAGAAUUUCGGAAAUGGUAGUGUGGUUUAUUGUGCACUUGGGAGCGAAUGUUUCCUUCAGAAAGACCAGUUCCAAGAGCUUGUUUUGGGACUUGAACUAACAGGUAAACCCUUCUUGGCUGCCCUUAAGCUACCUACAGAGUGCUCAACGCUUGAGUCAGCCUUACCGGAAGGGUUCACAGAAAGAACAAAGGGGAGAGGUAUUGUUCACAUUGGUUGGGUGCAACAACAAUUGAUCUUACAACAUCCUUCAGUGGGAUGCUUCUUAACACACUGCGGGGCUGGAUCCUUGUCGGAAGCUAUAGUUUGCAACUGCCAACUGGUGAUGUUGCCUCAUGCAGUAGAUCAAUCUAUCAACGCAAGGUUGAUGAGCCUUGAUCUUAAACUUGGGGUGGAGAUCGAGAAAAGAGAUGAGGAUGGCUUCUUUACUCGUGAGGCAGUUUGUAAGGCAGUGGCGACAGUCAUGGAGGUAGAGAAUGAAGUGGGAAGAGAGGUACGAGCAAACCAUGCAAAAUGGAGGGAGAUUUUGCUAAGAGAUGGACUCGAAGAGGCUUAUAUCAGUGGGUUCAUACAGAGUCUGAAAGACAUUCUCGUAUAAUCAGCUCAAGUUUAACUACACAAAGUCUAGAUCUGCUGUUUUUUUUUUUUUUUUUUUUUUUUUUUUUUUUUUUUUUUUUUUUUCUUGUGCAAUAUUAAAAAUGAAUGUUUAAAAUAAAGGUAGUAAUUGUUGAACAUGGAAUUGUUUAAUGCAAUUUCAUCUUCUUCUAUGUAAGACAGAAGUUAAGGUUCAAUACUAAUUGUAGUUGUUGGUUCAUUGGCA
Molecule: messenger RNA, 1667 nt
Organism: Chenopodium quinoa (quinoa)
Lineage: Eukaryota; Viridiplantae; Streptophyta; Magnoliopsida; Caryophyllales; Amaranthaceae
Product: anthocyanidin 3-O-glucoside 2''-O-glucosyltransferase-like
Exons: 2
Coding region: 36-1445 (469 amino acids)
Molecular function (GO): UDP-glycosyltransferase activity
Source: RefSeq, a predicted model, not a curated record